AUGAAAUAUUUAAUUGCAAUUUUAUUAGCAUUAUUAGCUAUUAGUGUUACUUCUGCUCAUUACCAAUGUGGUAGAUAUGCUUGUUUACCAGGUCAUACUUGUAUUUGUGAUAAUGGUGUUUUCAAAUGUGUUUAUGUUUGUGAUGAAUUGAUUAUCACUCAAACUGUAACCGAAAGUUGGGUUGACGGUGCUGAUGGUCCAAGUGUUAAAGUUGAAGUUGAAGCAUAUAAUCAUACACCACAUACUAUUAAAGAUAUUGUUAUUGCCACUGAUGCAAAAUUAAAUGCUGGUCAAAUUUGGGGUGCUCAACUAAAUGGUUUCUUUUUGAAUAUGGCUAGUUAUGUUUCAAUUGCUCCAGGUCAAACUCACAAAUUUGGUUAUAUCAACAAAGGUGAUCAUGCUGCUCGUCUCUGGGUUCAAAACAUUUAUAUCUCAAAAUAG
Messenger RNA from Dictyostelium discoideum AX4, 441 nucleotides. RefSeq lists its product as hypothetical. Gene Ontology annotation, molecular function: carbohydrate binding. The transcript has a single exon. The coding region runs from base 1 to 441 and encodes 146 amino acids. The record is from RefSeq and is a predicted model, not a curated record. Lineage: Eukaryota; Evosea; Eumycetozoa; Dictyosteliales; Dictyosteliaceae.